AAAACCCCCCCUCACACCCUACAAUAAUAUAUAAUUCAGUAUCAUCAGAAGCAGCAAGCAAUUCAAAACCCAAUAAUAAUAAUCCUUAUUUUCUCCUCCCUUUAUCGGCAGCCAUGGGAAGACCUCCCUGCUGCGACAAGAUUGGCAUCAAGAAAGGCCCAUGGACUCCCGAAGAAGACAUCAUCUUAGUCUCUUACAUCCAGGAACACGGCCCGGGCAACUGGCGAUCUGUUCCCACUAAUACAGGGCUGUUGAGGUGCAGCAAGAGUUGCAGACUGAGGUGGACGAAUUAUCUGAGGCCUGGGAUCAAAAGAGGCAACUUUACUCCACAUGAAGAAGGGAUGAUCAUCCAUCUCCAAGCCUUAUUGGGUAACAAGUGGGCAGCCAUAGCUUCAUACCUCCCACAAAGGACAGACAACGACAUCAAGAACUACUGGAACACCCAUCUGAAGAAGAAGCUGAAGAAGUUGCAGUCUCCAGGUUCUGAAAACACCGCGCAGAUGGGAUCAGAGAAUUCCCCGACCAGCGCCACAUCGUACCACCUUGUCUCCAAGAACAGCUUCACCGACCGCCCACAAAUCGCCACUUCUUCAUCGUCUCUCUACGCCUCAAGCGCCGAGAACAUUUCCAGGCUGCUAGAGGGGUGGAUGAGAGCUUCAUCCUCUUCUUCUUCGUCCAAGGGGUUUACAACGAACUCCCAUACAAAUAACACCUCCCAUGGCGGCGACCUGGAGGAGGAGGAUGAAGACCUGACCCGCCCGGAGGUGGCGGCAACCGACAACAAUGGGGUGAUUCCGAAGGAGGAGUAUUUGGAUUCUAUUCUGACGUUUGGGAGCUUGAUGAAUGGGAUGGAGAGUGAGAGUUGCAGUGGGAAUAAUAAUAAGCAGAAGGUGAAUGAAGGUAAUGAUAGUGAUAACCCUCCGCCAUUGUCGUUUCUUGAGAAAUGGCUGUUGGAUGAGAGUGCAGCGCAGGUUGAAGAAGAAGAAGGAGAGGAUAAUCAAGGUGCAGUCAUGGAGCUUCCAACAAUCUUUUCAUGACAAUAAAAUCAAUACUACUAUAGUGCUAUUUCAUAGUCAGAAAACCCGACAUGAUAACAACCCUAGUCAGAAAACCCGAUCUGGUAACCCUCGUCGGGAAACCUGACCUGGUAACCCUAGUCAGAAAACCCGACCUGGUAACCCUCGUCGGGAAACCUGACUUGGUAGUAAUCCUCGUCGGAAAAUCUGACUUGGUAACCCUAGUCGAUAAAAAAUCCUAGUCGUCAUCAUCAUUUUUCUUUGCCUUUCUAUAACUGUGAACUAAAUGUUGACUUUAAUUGCUUGUUUUUCUAGUUGCUUUGCUAGAGAUUCUGAAAAAAAUGGCAGAAUCUCUUCCACUUUCUUCUCUUUAUUACUGUAAUUUCUUAGAUACAAAUCUGAGAAUCCGGUGCGAUUAUAUUUCAACUAGACAUGCUAUUUAAAAAAGAGCAUAGUUUACCAUCAAAUUGUACUAUGAACUCUUGUGGUUGUAAUUUCUAAAAUAAAAACCGCCUUUUUAUUCUCUUAA
Molecule: messenger RNA, 1545 nt
Organism: Ipomoea triloba (trilobed morning glory)
Lineage: Eukaryota; Viridiplantae; Streptophyta; Magnoliopsida; Solanales; Convolvulaceae
Product: transcription factor MYB60
Exons: 4
Coding region: 114-1037 (307 amino acids)
Biological process (GO): response to auxin
Source: RefSeq, a predicted model, not a curated record